CUUCGUCGCACAGCCACCGACGAGCUACUGUCCUUGGACAUCUCCGCUCUUCAGUACCACUUCUUCUCGCCUUUCUCCAGUCCUCACCUUAUCAUGGACACGACAGAGGAAUCCAUACCCGACGCCUUAUCGUACGACGACACUGCCUACGAGGAUCAGCUCCCGAGUGCCGCCGAGCAAGCUCAGGCCCAAGCCUCCCUGCGCAACCGGAUCGGGGCCAGCAAAGUGUACCUGCUUUCCGACGCAGUCAAAACGAAAGUCGGCGGCAAGCGUAAACAUGGAGAGGAUGAUGAGAUGGACGAGGAGGACCCCGACAUGGAUGCGGACAGACGGCGCUCUGCGAGGAAACGCGUUGCUGCUGUACGGCACGCCCAUAGCCAGUUUACCCACGGCCCGCAUCUUCGCGUACGCGACGCACUUCGAGACGAACCCGCUCGGGCUGGAAUGGACCAGGUGGACGAUGAGCGUUGUGUCCUCGUGUUCAAGUCCAAAGCCGAGGCGCGCGACGCAUUCGCGUUACUGCAGAGGAAUGCGGACGAGAUGCCCGAUGAGGAGGGCUAUGUUCCAGCAAAACUGGUUCCUAUCGCCGUCUGGCCGCCGGAGGAGCGUAUCAACAACAGCUUGGGCGGGGGCUCCGAAAUGAAGGGCUCGCUGCUCAUGCGAUGGGCUCGUCCAGAGGACAUCAAGAAGCGCGGCGCGAGGAAUCAGAGCCGGUUCUACCAGACACAUGGAUGGAAGGCGGGCAAGGAGGAGAGCAACUACGACGGCGCACAAACAAAGCGUCGGCGGCGGGAUAGCUUUGGACGAGACGAGGCGUCCGAGAGAGCCGCUCUCGAUGCGGAACUCGAUGCAUUCAUCCGCACCGAAGAUGAUGACGACGACGGUCCUCCUCAACCUGAUGUCGCAGCCGAUGCAGGUGAAGAGACCAUUCACGACGAUGGGGCAUCACUACUAUCGAAGAUGCGCUCAGAUUAUAUCACCAACGACGGGCGGUCCCUGUUGGAGCGGACGUCUGUCAUGCGUGUGCAGCCAGUAGCUCUGGAGCAGCGGCUGACGUCGCCGGUGCCACGACGGGCUCAGGGGACCAUGUACGCUGACAUGCUGGAGGAUCGCGUCAGUCACAAGCUGGUAAUCGCAUCGGACUCGAGCCUGCAGUGGGGGCGAGAGCGGAAGAGUCGGCCCUCGACUAACGGCAACUCGCGUAGGAGGGACUCGGGCAGACAAAUUCGGGGCGAAAGGAAUCGAAGGCCGGAGCGAUCUCAGGCGACCCGAGAAGAUCUGGACGCAGAACUGGAUGCUUUCCUUUCUGAGGAUAAAUUCUAG
This is a messenger RNA of Mycena citricolor, 1323 nucleotides long. NCBI's taxonomy places the organism in Eukaryota, Fungi, Basidiomycota, Agaricomycetes, Agaricales, Mycenaceae. The record is from the annotation of a GenBank genome assembly.